UAGGCACGGUGGAAUAUAGAGGAGGUGUCUUCUUAGCGUUUGGCAUGUUGCUAUUUUGAGAUUCAGUUUGACAACAGUCGUCGAUAUUUGUUUACAGGCAGCAGCCGCAAUAUCACGUUGAAAAUGCCGAUUUAUAAAGUGUGCAUGCAAAGUACAAGUUUGUUGUGCUAUACAAAUAUUUAUUGAACGAAAACAAUUCAUUUAUCAUACUUGUAAACCAGCAACAUUCGUCGUUUUUGACAACUGCCGUCGAUCCUGGUUUUGUGCUUUUUUCUAAAGCCUUGAUGGCCAAAUGUUCUGUAUGACGACACCUCCUUUCUAACCACUUUGCCCAAAAAUCAUCCUGCAAUGUAAAUACUUCAUCGUAAAACUUGUAAAGUUGUUUGGCAUAUUGGCAAAACGGUAAAAUGGACCUUCUUAGUUCAAUAUUGGGAUCAAUGGAUCGACCUCCAUCAAAGCAACAAAAGGGCACUAACAUGUAUGAAAAACAAAGAAAGGAGUAUGAAUGCGUGAAAAACAGGCAACGUGAGGAAUUAAAUCGAUUUCGAACGUAUGUAGAAGAACGCUUAGGGCGAUUUAUGAAGGAUGAAAAUCGGCAUAAUUUAGAAUUUCAAUCGAUGGAUAAAGUUCAUCGAUCCAUAGUGCAUGAUGUGUCAGAAACGGCUGGGCUUUCAGGAAUGAGUUUUGGAAUGGAAGGCGAACGAUAUAUAGUAGUGUACAAAAAAGAGCAUCUUCCAUGUGAAGAUGAGCUGAAUGCUCGAAAAAACGGUGAAGUCUGGAACGAAGAAACUGCUGCACAGUAUGCCGAAAAACGUCGAUUAAAGCAUUUGAAGCAAUCGGGUGACACAAGUGAUUUACAUAUAACGAGAGCUGAAAAGUUGACACCAGUUUCCAGCUGCACUAAGAAAUACAUGCAACUUUUCAGUGAAGAAGUGAAAAUGGAAAAUGUUCGUAAAACUGAAAUCAAUGCAUCAUAUGGAUAUGUGCCUAGUGCAAACAAAAAAGACGUACGCUCAAUUGAACAAACAAUGGCAGACAUACUAACGAAGAAACGACUUAAAACUCAGCAUAAAGAACUUGAGGAAGGGCCAUAUUCGACUGAAGUAUCUUCGCAGGCAUCAAGACAUAUCCCAGGCGCCACAGAUAAAGCUUAAACGACUAGAAAAUCAAAUAUCCAUAGAAAAAUAACGAAAGCUCCAUAGCUUCAUUGGUUUGCUCAAUCGAUGGCUAUACAGGGUUUCACACUUUAUCUCAAGACUGCGGGACCCCUUCCCGAAUCUGUCUUAGCCAAAGCCAAGACUGCGGUAUGAUGCUUGAAAACGUUGAUGAUACCUGAAUUCAUCGGAUGCAAUGCUGAAUCUGCGGCACAUUUCUCGAAACACACUGGUCCGCGCCGAGGACAUGCGGUCGAAUAUUUUUUUACACGGAUAACCUUUGUGUACAUCAGUCUAUUAGAAACACUCAAUUAUCCUUUUCGUUUUUUUACCAAAAAAAGGCAAUUUAAUAAAAUGAGUGAAUGCAUAUUUGUUUAAUUAAAAUAUUUACAAGUGUUAAGAAAGUAGUUUGAACUGUUUAAAUAAUCUUUUCUGGUAAAAACACGAAAAAAUAAUUCACUAUUUUCAGUACACUGAUGUACACAAAGGUUAUCCGAGUAAAAAAAUAUUCGACCGCAUGUCCUCGGCGCGAACCAGUGUGUUUCGAGAAAUGUGCCGCAGAUUCAGCAUUGCAUCCGAUGAAUUCAGGUAUCAUCAACGUUUUCAAGCAUCAUACCGCAGUCUUGGCUUUGGCUAAGACAGAUUCGGGAAGGGGUCCCGCGGUCUUGAGAUAAAGUGUGAAACCCUGUAAUACCCCGUCAAACAAUGCGAGGGUUGCGAAAGAUUUCAUGUGCUCGAAAUCUUAUGGUAUUUUAAAAAAUCAUUGAUUUUUAUUCAAGAAUUAUAUUUUGUGCGGUAGUAUUUGGCGAAAAGAUCACUAUUUAAAUUUUUGUGGAUUUUUGAAAACUAAAAUGUCAAAAUUCAGGUGUUUAGUAUUCUACAAAUCGCACUGUUAUACCUGCUCUCGAGGUGCUAUAAUUAUAACUGCUAAAACUAGGUGUGAAAAAACUACCAAGGCUCGCAAGCUCUACCCUCGCGCGCCCUCGCAAAUCCCUGUCAAUUGCAUGGCGGGACGCCAUACUGAUCAUCAUUUUGCUGUCCUUUCCCGCCAUGCAAUUGACAGCGAUUUGCGAGGGCGCGCGAGGGCUCGCACGCCAUACAAGUUCACCGCCCCAGAGCCCUCGCAUUAAAGAGCUUGCGAGCCUUGGUAGUUUUUUCACGCCUAGUUUUAGCAGUCCCGCCAUGCAAUUGACAGCGAUUUGCGAGGGCGCGCGAGGGCUUGCACGCCAUACAAGUUCACAGCACCAGAGCCAUCGCAUUAAAGAGCUUGAAAGCCUAGGCAGUUUUUUCGCCCCUAAUUUCAGCAGUUAUAAUUAUAGCACCUCUAGAGCAGGUAUAACAGUGCGAUUUGUAGCAUACUAAACUCCUGGAUUGGUACAAAUUUUUUUGAAAAAAUCCACAAAAAUUGAAAUAGUGAUCUUUUUGCCAAAUAACACCACAAAAAAAUAAUUUAUGAAUAAAAAAUUAAUAUUAUUUAAAAUAUCAUCAUUCCCACACCGAGCGUUGCCCGAAACAGACGUGUUUUUUGUUUGCGGAGAUCGAGUGGCGUAUACAAAUCGUUCAGAGUUGUAACAGUGUUAGUAUCCGUGCAGAACAAGGCACUACAUUGCCGAGCUUUAAAAAAAAAUCGCCCACCCGAUCCAUCGUCAUGGAUCGUGGUAAAAAGCGACGUGGAAGACCACCAAAAGCAUCAACAAUACGUCACAAUAUUGGCAACAACAAUGUGACGGUAGAAACCAGAAAUUCGUUCGAGUUACUAAGUGAUAGUGAAGAUCUUCCUCUCUCCUCGUACAAUGCGAGAGCAAGUGUGCGUAAAACCGAACGUGUACCUCCAAUCGUCGUGACCGGCACAUCUGUAGGCGAUGUCCAUCGUAAAAUAACUGGUGUUGGUGUAGUUAAUUACACAACAAAUACUACCGUGAAAGGUAUCGUAGUGCAUGCUACAAACACGAGUGAUUUUCGUAAAAUAAUCGAGGAAUUCAAAAAAACUUCGACGCACUUCUACACACAUCAGCUUGAUGACGAAAAAACCACAAAAAUUGUCAUCUUUGGCCUCCCAGAUUAUCCUUUGGAAGAAAUCAAAACAGCACUGGAAGAAGUGCAUGUAAAACCAACGGCGAUAAAAAAAUUACAGAUUCGUAGAAAGAAAUUCGACGAUCAGAUGAUGUAUCUAUUACAUUUUGUGAAGGGUUCAAUAACCCUUAGUGAACUCAAAAAUAUUCGAGCAGUGAACCACCAUCGCGUAUUUUUUGAAUAUUAUACAUCUGCAAGCGGGCCAAUGCAGUGUAAAAAUUGCCAGCGUUAUGGUCACGGUAACGCAAACUGCCACCGCCCACCUGUGUGCGUGAAAUGCGCUGGUUCACACGCAUCCAAAUCCUGUCCGCUUAGCGUAACUACUACUAGCCCAGACGGUAAAAUAGCGCCGACAAAGCUGCGCUGCGCUAAUUGCGGUGACCACCACACAGCCAAUUAUUCAGGCUGUCCUACACGUGUAAGCGUAACUAAAGCAACUAAAGCACCACCUAAGACGAAAGAAUUCAAAUACAACGAAAACAGUUUUCCCUCAAUAGGAAAUCCGCCCAAGCCAUGCCAAGUGCCGAUUAACUAUUCAAAUGUGUUCAAUUCAAAGAAAAACACUUCUACAGGAGAUUUCGACAUAAAUUUUGAAGAAAUAGGCCAAAUUGUCGAAGACGUAUUUACACAUUUAAGCGAAUGUCGCAACAAAAAAGAUUUAAUUUCCGUAAUAGUACAGAUAACAGCUAAAUAUUGUUUCUCCAAUGGCAAAUAAAAAGGGUUUAAAAAUCAUGUAUUGGAAUGCCAAUGGCAUAGCCAGCAAACAACAUGAAUUUUUCAAUUUCAUGGAUGCAAAUAAGAUACAAAUAGCAGCUCUGAAUGAAACAUUCCUUAAAUGUAAUAUGCGUUUUUCACAUUGCAAUUAUAUUAUACAUAGACUAGAUAGAGAAACUACAACAAAAGGUGGUGUAGCUAUAGUAGUCAGUAAAAAUAUCACCCAUAAAUUACUUCCUUCAUUCAAAUUAAAAUCACUAGAAGCCAUAGGCAUACAGUUACAAACUGAAAGAGGAAAAAUAAGUAUAAUAUCAGUAUAUAAUCCUGGAGCAAACAGAGAUUGUGAGAGUUUUAAAGCAGACGUUAACCUAUUGAGUGCUAUCCCAAACAGUUAUUUCCUUUGUGGCGACUUUAACGCUAGACACAGGCUAUGGAAUUGCCAAAGUGCAAAUCGGAUGGGAAAAACCCUUUUUGAAACUUUACAAAGAGGAAAUUUUUCGAUUCACCAUCCACAUAACCCUACAUACUUUCCCAGUGAUGAAAAUCGAAAUCCAUCCACUAUUGAUCUCGUUCUCACAAACAAUUUACACCAGAUAACAUCACCACGAACAAUAACCGAAUUUACAUCCGACCAUCUUCCGGUUAUCUUUGAAAUUUCCUUAACCAAUAGCUUUAAACCAUGUGGCAACAGUAUUCCAAACUACUCCAAAGCAAAUUGGACAGGGUAUCAAAAAUACAUUUCCCAACACAUAGAGCUGUCAAACUUGAAUUUAGCUAAAAUUAACAAUGAAAAACAAAUUGAUCUCAUGGUAGCCUAUUUUUCUAAACUAAUCAGCACUGCACAUAGCAAAUUUGUACCACUAACUAAAAUAGACCGAUAUAAAUUAAUAAUCCCUGAGGCUACACUAAACAAAAUGAAAUACAGAAACCAAUUAAGGCGCCGAUGGCAAAGAAAUAGGUGGAACCAUGCUUUAAAAAAUGUGUACAAAACAUUAGCAAAACAAGUUGAAGAGGAAAUAUCCCUGAUCAGAAACAAUGCUUGGUCUACCAACUUAGAAAAAAUGAACAAAACACGUAAUAAUACUAGGCUAUGGAGAUUUGUUCGGAUCAUGAAUGGAGACAGUAAAACUAUACCCCCAAUUAAAGAACAUGGAAAUUUUUUACUAACAAAUCCUGAGAAAUGUGAAGCCUUAAAAGCUCACUUUGAAAACGCUAACAAUACCACAAUACAAACAAAAAGCUCUCAGGAGCGCUUAGUUAAAAAAACACUAGAUGAAUUCAACAACUUUCACUCCUUACCAGCUAACUUAGAUAAAGAAUUAAUUAAACCAAAAAAACUUUGUCAAAUAAUUAAGAAACUACAAUCAAAAAAAUCAGUAGGUAUUGAUAACAUUAAUAACACAGCUAUAAAGAAAAUACCGAUGCAGGGAAUAAUUUACUUGACAUUUAUCUUAAAUGCAUGCUUAAAAUUAUGCUACUUCCCUAAUGAUUGGAAAAAAGCAAAAAUAAUUCCUAUUCCAAAACCAAACAAAGAUCCCAGCGAUACUAAAAACUAUAGACCGAUAAGCCUCUUGAGUUGCCUGGGAAAAAUCUUUGAAAAACAAAUUGCUGAUCGCAUAAAAAAACACAUUGACAUUCACAACAUUAUCCCAAAGUACCAAUUUGGUUUCCAAGCUGGACUAUCCACAACUCACCAAUUACACAGAUUAACAAACACUAUAAAAUCACAAAGAGACAAUAAGAAGUCAACAGGAUUAGCAUUACUAGACCUAGAAAAGGCUUUUGAUACGGUUUGGCAUGAAGGAUUGUUAUUUAAACUUGUAUCUUUCAAUUUUCCUCCAAAUCUGAUUCGACUUAUCACUUCAUUUCUCAAAACACGAACAGGCUCGGUUCACAUAAAUCAUUUUACCUCCACACCGUUCCACCCAUUAGCAGGUCUUCCUCAAGGAAGCGUGCUGUCACCGAUUCUGUUUAAUAUUUACACAUGCGAUAUUCCGAAAAUGAAAAAUGUCAAACAAUACUGUUUUGCCGAUGACUUUGCGAUUAGUUCCUCUGCCAAAUGUCCAAGAACAAUUAUAAAAAGCCUAAACAAAGGACUAAAUGAGUAUUCAAGAUACUGCAAAACAUGGAAGCUGAAAGUAAAUGAAUCUAAAACGGAAGCUAUUUUUUUCUCGCGUUGCACAAGUAGAAGAAAAUUGCCAGAUAGAAAAUUAAACAUUAAUAAUAAUGAAGUGGAAUGGAAAAAUGAAAUUAAAUAUUUGGGGGUUACACUCGACAAAAGGUUAACAUUCAAAAAACAUAUUGAAAAUAGAAUACUCUCUGCAACAAAAACCUCAUUAUCUCUAUAUAGCUUUACUAACAGGAAUUCAAAACUAAACUUAAAAAAUAAGCUUUUGCUUUAUAAACAAAUCCUACGACCUAUAUUAUUAUACGCAUACCCAGUUUGGGAAAAAAGUGCCUCUACGCACUUAAAGAAAAUCCAAGUGUUCCAAAACAAAUUUCUUAAACGAAUCCUUAAUUUACCACUUUGGCAUAGUACUAGUGACAUUCAUCAAAGAACAAAUAUGAUAAAAAUAAUACAAUAUGCUGAUCUACUAUUAGAAAAGUAUAAAACAAAUUGUACGUCCAGCCCGUGGCGAUUUGUAAAUAGGUUAUAUUAAAGUAAAUAGACUAGAUUAUAAAUUUAUGUAAUAGAGGAAAGAUUAGUGUAGAUAAGGUUUAGACUAGAUUCUCUUUCGUUAUCAUUUUUUCUUAGACUAUAAGUGCUCAAUGUGACCAGGGUUUUUUUCAAAAAAACGUUUCCCUGCAGAAGAACUCCACACUAACGCGAUGGCUGAAACAUGAUCUAUAUCAUGAUGUGUAAACUGUUAAAUUUAUCCAGUAUAUUGUGUAAAAGGCACAAAAGGUCUAAUAUCAAUCAGAGCUCCACUAUAUUGUAAUUAAAAAUAGUAAACAAUGAAAAAAAAAUAAAUAAUAAUAAUAAUAAGAAAAAAAAAAAAAAAAAUUUAAAAUAUCAUAAGAUCUCGAGCAGAUGAUACUACUCGCAACCCUCGCAAUGUUUGACGGGGUUAUAAUUAUAGCACCCCGAGAGCAGGUAUAACAGCCCGCCAUGCAAUUGACAGGGAUUUGCGAGGGCGCGCGAGGGCUCGCACGCCAUACAAGUUCACCGCCCCAGAGCCCUUGCAUUAACACGUUGUCUGCCACGUCAGCCACUAUGUGGCUGACGGGUUUUUUCCGAUCGGGCCACGUCAGCCACAUAGUGGCUGACACAUUUCACAUUGUAAAAGACGUGUUACAAGAGAUAAAUUUGCACGUAUUUGAUCGGUUCUUUCACAAUGCUUUUCUUUCACGGUUAUUAUUUCUUAAAAAAAUGAUUAAAAUAUCAAAAUGAGUUUCUAUUAUGUUUUCAUAAAUAAAUGAGAAAGAGAAUGAACAAUAAUUAUAA
Anopheles coluzzii is the source of this 7386-nucleotide messenger RNA. RefSeq names its product sperm-associated antigen 7. The coding region runs from base 408 to 1154 and encodes 248 amino acids. The transcript is spliced from 4 exons. Gene Ontology annotation, molecular function: nucleic acid binding. The record is from RefSeq and is a predicted model, not a curated record. NCBI's taxonomy places the organism in Eukaryota, Metazoa, Arthropoda, Insecta, Diptera, Culicidae.